Nelumbo nucifera (sacred lotus) is the source of this 1389-nucleotide messenger RNA. NCBI's taxonomy places the organism in Eukaryota, Viridiplantae, Streptophyta, Magnoliopsida, Proteales, Nelumbonaceae. The record is from RefSeq and is a predicted model, not a curated record.
AUGACAUUGAAUUUCCAACCCGUGGAUUCCAGUGUUGAUGUAGACAUUGUAAGCCCUCCUCUUUUAGAUCCUACUAUUGCUGCAAAGUAUGAUCAUUCUAAAAUGAGGAAAGCAAUUGCUCAUUGGGUGCUUAUGCAUGAGCAUCCAUUUACCGUAGUAGAAGAUGAAGGGUUUAAUUUCAUGAUGAAGAUGUAUAAUCCUGCUUUUGAGAAGAUCUCUCGGAAGACAACAAAGAAUGAUUGUAUAGCUGUGUAUGAUGAUCAAAAGAAGAAAUUGAAGAAUCAUUUAAAGGGUAUUUCAAAGAUUAGCAUAACCACUUAUCUUUGGAAGUCACAAAACCAAAGGAUAGAGUAUAUGGUGAUAACUGGUCACUUUGUAGAUGCUAAUUGGAGGUUACAGAAGCGUGUUUUCAAUUUUGUCCAUGUUUCUCGACCUCGUCGUGGGGUUGAUAUUGCAGAUGCUAUUUACAAGUGUUUAAAGGAAUGGGACCUUGAGAAUAAGGUGUUUACAGUUUCUGUGGAUAAUGCAUCAUAUAAUGAUUCAUGUUUGAGGUUUUUGAGAGAGAUUUUUUCAAGAAAUAAGAAGUUGCUUUGUGAUGAAAAAUUGUUCCAUGUGCGAUGUUGUGCACAUAUUUUGAACUUGUUGGUUCAAGAUGGCCUUGGUGAGAUUGGUCACAUCAUUGAAAAUGUGCAUGAAAGUGUCAAAUAUAUUAACCAAUAUGAGGCUAGGAAACAAACAUUUUCUGAAAUUGUACAACAAUUACAACUUGGUACAAGGAAGUUGGUCAUUGAUUGUCCUACUCAUUGGAAUUCAACUUUUGAGAUGUUGUCAUGUGCUUUAAAAUUCAAAGAUGUGUUUCCGAGAUUUCAAGAAAGGGAACCAAAUUAUGACUACUUGCCAACUCCUGAAGAAUGGGAAAAGGUGGAGAAAGUAUGUGAGGUACUUGAUGUUUUCAAUGUAGUUACGAACAUUAUUUCUGGUAGUGACUAUCCUACUUCUAAUUUGUACCUUAGUGAGAUCUAUAGGGUGAAGGAAAUUUUGAACUUGAAAUCAAUGGAUGAAAACGAUUUCAUUAGAGGGAUGGUUGGAAAGAUGAAGGGGAAGUUUGAUAAGUAUUGGGGUGAAUGCAAUCUAUUAAUGGUUGUGGGUUCCAUCUUAGACUCGAGAUGCAAAUUAAGGCUCAUUGAGAUAUGCUUUCCAGAAAUAUAUUCAGAAGCUGAAGCUAGAAAUAACAUUGAGCAAGUUCUAGGGGCUUUAUACCAACUCUAUAAUGAGUAUGUGACUGCUUAUAAUGCUAGUAGUGAGCAUUCCUUCACUCAAGAGAAUAGUAGCAAUAGAUAUUCUUUAAGUUCUAGUUCCAAUUCUCAAUUAUCAACAAGUUCGGUAUAG